CGCAGGGCCAUGUGUAGUCAACCCCCCUUAGUCUAUAGCUCCUGCUGCGCGAGAAGCAAGCCGAUCAUUAACGUUACACGUUCUGACAAAAACAUGUGAAAAUAAGGUAUAACAUGUUUCAACGCAGUCCUCAACCCUUCCAGCCUGUAACAAAGGGUUGUGUACUUGCCACAAGCAUGCUGCAUUAGCCACUUUCAUCUUUGUCACUAUGGAGACCACAGGAAGUGAGGCUGUUGGUGCAUCAGGUGGGCAACAAUCAGUCUCUGCCUCUCAUGAUGCUCCACAACCUCAGUCCCCCCCUCCGGUUAAAAUACGGAGGACUUUUAAGUUUUUUGGCGGUCGGAAGAGCAUUUGUGUUCUGCCGAGCUUUUUUGGGAGCCGUGGAAAAAGCCAAAUCAAGGCGUCAUCUAAAACAGGAUUACCGAAGAGCCAAACUUAUGAUGGGGUGAGCAGAGCAUGCUGGGAAGAUUUGGGUAGAGGCAGCAGCGAAGUGGCUUCCAGGGACUUUGAAUUCUGCAGCUCCUGUGACCCUCAGAAAACACCAGAGGAUCAUGGGAAGUCUCAGUCACUACCGAGACAGCGGCGAGGUCUUCGGGGCCUGUUCAGCAGCAUACGAAGACACAGGAAAAGCAAAACUGCUGAACUGGACAAACGUGAGACACUUGAAAUGUCCUCAAGCUUUCGUUCCGAAACUGUGCCUGGUGCCUUGUCGAGCAUCUGUGCCUGUAAUGAUAACCAUGACGACUGUCAUGGUGAAGAGUCUGUGGCAGAUGUGCCUAAUCAAACCACAAGCAUCGAGUGCGAACUGCCCUUGGCUGCACCUGAAUGUACAAACGAUGCAUUGCUAGUGCCUGAGAAACGGAGAAGCAGGGGAGAGAUGGAUAUGAGGAAGAGAGCAGAAGAAGAUGAGAAGGGGCAAGAGUCGCAAAAUGAGAGGCGGGAAGGAUUGACUACAUAUCAUGAACCCUUAAGUGCAGAGUCCGAAAUGGAUCGAUUGGCUGAACAAAACAUGGACGAGCUUCCAGCUGCAUCAUGCUCCUCCGAAAAUGUGAAUUUGAUGUUCGGAGAUGUUUCGUCGUUGAAAAGCUUUGAUUCACUGACUGGUUGUGGGGACAUUAUUGCAGACCAGGAUGAUGUCAGUGUUGCGGAGAGCUCGGUGUCUGCUGAGAGAGGCAGCCGAAAUGCAGGGAAAAGGAGCUCCUGUUUCGUCACCUAUCAAGGCGGAGGGGAAGAGAUGGCAACUCCUGAUGAGGUAGAUGCUGAUUAUCUGCAAAGUUUAUGGGAAUCUGAAACGAGUAAUGAAGUCUGCUACGUCCCCUCAGACAGAGGCUCUGAUACCCUGUCACUCACUCCUGAUCAGCAAAUCAGCUCCAUCCUGGCUAACUCCAACAGCAGCCCACUGGGAGUCACAGAAACUCUUACUGCUGACCUUCUGAGCCCACAGAGCGAUCGACAAGAAUCUGUGCCCAACAGUGACGAGGGAUACUACGACUCCACCACACCAGGACAAGAGGAGGAGAGUAGAGAACCACACCAGGAAAGACUUCCAAGGGACAGCUACAGCGGCGAUGCCCUUUAUGAACUUUUCGAGCCUGAUGAUCGCAUACUCAGCCCUGGUCUUCCUCCCAAGGGUGCCCAUCAAUUUGUUGAUGCUGCCUUGAUGGGUAAUAAGAGUCCAACAAACCCUCUCUAUACCUUGGCAUCAGCUGCCCUGGAAACGGGUUCCAUGGAGACGGAGGAAGAGCGCUUGAGCAUGAUCCAGCAUGCCCUUCUGUGCUGUGAGCUUCAGAAUCUCAGAAGCCCAUCCAAAGACCGGCUUCUGUACCAUACUGAACGCUACUAUGAUGAUACAUGCCUUACUGUAGACAAGUUCGCUUCUGAAGAAGUUAUUAAUCAGCGCUAUCCCCAAUCCCCACAGAGAACCCAGGGUUUAAAAGAGACACCUCUCAGCAGGUCUCAAAAGCAAGACAGUCAAUUGUUUGGACCACUUUCUGAUUCGCACGUCCCAGAGGUGUCUAGAUUGGAGCAGAAGUCGGCAGCGCACACUGAGCAUCAAUCUGAGGAUCUAGAACUGCCCGCCCGAGGCCGUAGCCAAUCCAAGGAAGAGCUGAUGGUGUGUUUUUCCCAAGCGCUUGUGGAUUUUACCAAGAACACCAGGCUUUACUGUAACUCAACUGAGAGUCUCGAUGGCUCCGAGUCAAGUUCUCCUUUCGGCCCGAGUUUGAGCGCCCUGCCCACCAUCGUCACAUUCGACGUGGUCGACAUGGAGAAUGAAGGUGAAUGUGAGCAGCAGACUGAUCUGGUGGAGGAAGAGGAGGUGUUGGCAUCCCCUUACGAGCCUUUUGAGGACGAUGGAUGCUACCUGCAGCAGGAUGCAUUCGCAGAGUGUGACCAACCUACUUUUGAUGCCUACGAACAGAGUCUGUUGCUCAGUAACGCAUGGGGCAUCGCAAGCCUUCCACGGCAUCUCAGCUUGGGUCGGCCGUGCCCACCAGUCCCUGCCCCGUUAGCACUAAAUCGACGUAGUAGAUCUCUUGACACGGACAGUCUGGAAUUUCAGACUAGUGAGAGUUACACAAGCGGAACCACUUAUGAGUCAAGGGGCGGUGGGUUUUUACGGGGUAGGACUGCCGACCGCACUGACAUGGCUUUAUCACGACAACCCUGCAGGGUAACUGUGGACGAUAGAAGGCAGGGCUAUGGGUGGGACCCUGACCGUCACACAAACCCCUUGCCACACGUGAACAAACUGGCUGUCAGGCCCUCAAAUCUUCCGCUUCAAAACAACUGCCGUAAUCGUAGCCCUGCCGGUAUCAGUAGAGUAGAAGGUGAGGGGGAGAUUUUGUUUGGCGGAGGAGACGCGCUCUACCCCUGCAGUUAUCCUCCUAGUGGCACGCAGUGGAAAAAUCGACCUGUUGGGGUCACUCUGGGGGUGCCACAUCUUCGUUCGGACCAAUCCAUAGAGCAGAGAGAAAUUGCAGUGAAAGGCAGGAGGGCGGAGCUUGAGGGCUUCACCACUGCACCGCCUAAACCAUAAACAACAAAAACAUGAACAUCUCUCCUGCUCGAAUUUUUUUUUUUCAAAUAAGUCUCGUCACCAAAGACGAUGCUGGAUGUUUACUGACACUUUUGAAUUGUAUCACACACACACUUUCACUCUAGUUGCUGUUCCUGCCGGAUAAGCUAUUGUAUUAUUUUGUGAUGUACGGUGUAGUUUUUGAGCUCUGUUUUAGUUUAUUUGGGGUUAAGAGGAAUUGUGUUCGUAUCUAGUGUGUUACAGCAUUACUGGGCAGGUGCUGUGCAUAUACAGAUGCCAUAUUGCUUUGCAUAUAUGUAGCCAGGUUUUGCCAUCAAAAAUGAUCCGUUUGGAAUGUUAUCAUUUUGUAAAUAUUAUUAAAAUACCUUAAAUGAUGAGUUUUAGACUAAGAUUGGGUGAAAGCGAGCAGUCUAUCGGAUUUUCCUUAUUACAUUUUGUUUUAAGUGAUGAACAAGAUGUUUUGAUUCAACACCAUUGUACAUUUAAAACUAUUGUAUGUUAGACGUUUUUAAUGUUUACAUCUUGAAUCAUUUGUUUUCUAGUUUUUAGUUUAGAACACUACAUUCUGAGAGAAAUAUUGCAGUCAGUACGUCAGCUGUGUUGAGAAGCAUUUGGGCAUGUCUAAAAAUGUCACUUGUGUACUAUUACUGAAGACUACCCUUAAAUAUCCUUAUGAAUAGCCCUAGGCAGCUUGAUCAUUUUUUAAAGUACUUUCAAAACUCUUUUGCUGCUAAAUGCUUAUGUGAUUGUUUGGGAGAACUCCAAAUAUUAACCCUGUGCUGAUAUUUUCAUUACCCAUAUACAUUCAAUUCAGAUUUGGCUUAAUCUUUAGUAAACAUGAUCUGUAUAGUUGAUAAUCAAAGGGUACUAUCUUCAGUCAUUUGAGACCUAGUAAGUAGAAAUGCCUUAAAGGACGAUUUGUGAUUGUUUAUGCUGUUUUACUACAGUCACACGAUCAUCUACCUUCAUCAUGCCAAAGUCUGUUUUAUGCACUUAUUGUUUUCACCCAGUGCUUAUUUUCAGCUCAUAAGAACGAAUCAACCUUUUCAGACAAAUCAGUUUAGUUGUAUAUGUGCUGUUCCAUUUGUACUUUUUUGGUAUUUAAAUUUGUGUAAUAGGAAUUUAAUGCAUUUUUUCCAUGCACAGACCAAGAAUGUAAGAAUAUCUCAAAGAGAACCUGACUUAUUGUCAUUGCCCUUUUUGUUAUUGUAAAUGUGUGAAAACAGGGUUGACAUGCAUAUCAAAUCCAGUACACCUCUGGGACAAUAUCUUUCCACAAACUGGUCAAAGCGCACACACAAAAAUCAACUUUGACUCUUUCAAAAUGGAAAUAAACCUUUGAGACAUCA
Molecule: messenger RNA, 4386 nt
Organism: Triplophysa dalaica
Lineage: Eukaryota; Metazoa; Chordata; Actinopteri; Cypriniformes; Nemacheilidae
Gene: amer1
Product: APC membrane recruitment protein 1
Exons: 2
Coding region: 209-3037 (942 amino acids)
Biological process (GO): regulation of canonical Wnt signaling pathway
Cellular component (GO): plasma membrane
Molecular function (GO): beta-catenin binding; phosphatidylinositol-4,5-bisphosphate binding
Source: RefSeq, a predicted model, not a curated record